Messenger RNA from Meira miltonrushii, 270 nucleotides. RefSeq lists its product as uncharacterized. Lineage: Eukaryota; Fungi; Basidiomycota; Exobasidiomycetes; Exobasidiales; Brachybasidiaceae. The record is from RefSeq and is a predicted model, not a curated record. Bases 1 to 270 code for a protein of 89 amino acids. The transcript has 2 exons.
AUGGUGAUGGCAAGCAACAUUCCCAUCAAGCUGACCAUGUCUUCUCAACAAAACAAAGACGAAGAACAAAAGUUUACCAUCCAACCACAUCCUCAAGAUAAUCAUUCAAACACAAAUGCUCCUUUGCAACCUGUAAAUGCUACCCAAGCUGCACUUUCAGGCACUCCGGGUCCUGUCGUGAUUGAUCCAGCUACGGCUAGCAAAUUGGAAACUCCAAAAAGCGAGGAAGAACUCGCUCAAUUAUCUGCAAAAUUGAACAAGAAUGAUUAA